AGAGAGAGAGAGAGAGAGAGAGAGAGCAAAAAUGAAAAUGAAGCCAAUACAUUCAAUCCUGCUUCACAUUCUGGUGGUUCAGCUUCUAACAGCUCUAUCUGGUUCACAGGAUUUCGAUUUCUUCUACCUUGUUCAACAGUGGCCAGGGUCUUACUGUGAUACAAAGCAGAGCUGUUGCUACCCAAAGACAGGGAAGCCUAAAACAGAUUUUGGCAUUCAUGGCCUUUGGCCCAAUUACAAUGACGGUUCUUAUCCAUCCAAUUGCGACCCAGAUGCCUCUUUCGAUCCAUCCAAGAUCUGAGACUUAACAAGCAGAAUGCAAAAUGACUGGCCAUCACUAGCCUGUCCAUGAGGCGCCUGCUUGCAGUCUGGGAGGGGCAAGUGUGUACACAGCCUUACCCCCUGCUUCGUAGAAGAGCCUAUUUCUCCGCACUGUAUCUCUUAAAAAUUGUACCAUGUAAUCACUUGUUUUCUUUUCUUUUUCCGAAGAUCUAUCCUGUAUUAGUCUCAGCAAAAUCUCAUAGGCAGAAAAGACAAGAAGUUAGCUGAGAAAGAAUAUGAUACUUGCAUGAUGCUUGAAGAUAAUUCUGUUUCGAGUUCAAGAUGUGGGUGGUUCACUGCUGUACAGAUCAAAUGGGAGGUUGAAUUGAUCUGGGAAUGUGACAUUCAAAAAUACAGAUAUAACAGCAACUUAAAAGGGUUUCAAGUCUGACCAGUGUGUAUGCCUUGGUCACUUGCAA
Messenger RNA from Macadamia integrifolia, 740 nucleotides. RefSeq names its product extracellular ribonuclease LE-like. Gene Ontology annotation, cellular component: extracellular region. Gene Ontology annotation, biological process: RNA catabolic process. Gene Ontology annotation, molecular function: RNA binding; ribonuclease T2 activity. The transcript has 3 exons. The coding region runs from base 32 to 301 and encodes 89 amino acids. NCBI's taxonomy places the organism in Eukaryota, Viridiplantae, Streptophyta, Magnoliopsida, Proteales, Proteaceae. The record is from RefSeq and is a predicted model, not a curated record.